AUGGGUGACUGGAGCUUCUUGGGAGAGUUCCUGGAGGAAGUACACAAGCAUUCCACGGUGAUCGGCAAGGUCUGGCUCACGGUCCUCUUCAUAUUCCGCAUGCUGGUGCUGGGCACGGCUGCCGAGUCGUCCUGGGGGGAUGAGCAGGCCGAUUUCCUCUGUGACACGAUGCAGCCUGGUUGCGAGAACGUCUGCUAUGACCAGGCCUUCCCCAUCUCCCACAUUCGCUACUGGGUGCUGCAGGUCAUCUUCGUCUCCACGCCCUCGCUGGUGUACCUGGGCCACGCCGUGCACAUGGUGCGCGUGCAGGAGAAGCGGAAGCUGCUACGGGAGGCUGAGCGGGCCAAAGAGGUGCGGGCCGCUGGCUCCUACGAGUACCCGGUGGCCGAGAAGACAGAGCUGUCCUGCUGGGAAGAAGUGAAUGGAAGGAUUGCCCUCCAGGGCAGUCUACUCAACACCUACGUCUGCAGCAUCCUGAUCCGCACCACCAUGGAGGUGGCCUUCAUUGUGGGCCAGUACCUCCUCUACGGGGUCUUCCUGGACACCCUGCAUGUCUGCCGCAGGAGUCCCUGUCCCCAUCCGGUCAACUGCUAUGUGUCGCGGCCCACGGAAAAGAAUGUCUUCAUCGUCUUUAUGCUGGCGGUGGCUGGACUGUCCCUUUUCCUCAGCCUUGCUGAACUUUACCACCUGGGCUGGAAAAAGAUUAGGCAGCGAUUUGUCAAGUCCCAGCCAGGCGUUGGUGAGUGCCAGCUUCCUGGUCCCUCGGCUGGCAUAGUCCAGAGCUGCACACCACCCCCUGACUUCAAUCAGUGCCUGGAGAAUGGCCCUGGGGGGAAAUUCUUUAGUCCCUUCAGUAACAAGAUGGCCUCCCAGCAGAACACUGAUAACCUGGCCACGGAGCAGGUGCGAAGUCAGGAGCAGAUUCCAAGAGAAGGCUUUAUUCACAUCCGUUAUGCCCAGAAGCCCGAGGUACCCAAUGAGGGCUCCCCAGGACCCAGCCUCCCCCAUGGCUAUCAGAGUGACAAGCGCCGUCUCAGCAAGGCCAGUAGCAAGGCCAGGUCAGAUGACCUGUCGGUGUGA
Rangifer tarandus platyrhynchus (Svalbard reindeer) is the source of this 1080-nucleotide messenger RNA. The record is from the annotation of a GenBank genome assembly. NCBI's taxonomy places the organism in Eukaryota, Metazoa, Chordata, Mammalia, Artiodactyla, Cervidae.